AUGGCUCGAGCAACAACUACAUUACUGAUUUUUCUUCUCCCGGUGGCUUAUUCAAUGGUGGUCUGGCCAGUUUUAGACCGCAACACAACUCGUUCAACGAUCGUACGUCCCAAAAAUUGGGCAGAGAAAAAUCUGGGUCAGUGGUGCCGCAACUUCACUGUUAAUGAACAUACUCAAUGCCCCCAAGCAUCAGCAUUCCACCAAUUCGAUUGUUGUGGACAACACGAAACUGAAUGCUGUUUCGCCAUUCAAGGAUGGGUCAUUGUGAUUCUCAUUAUCGUUGGCACCUGCGCAUCGAUUGUUUUAAUAUUUUCAACACUUCUAAAGCUCAACUUGAUCUGCCCACUUCCCUACUCAACCAAACCGAUCCCACCAACCUAUACCGGAAUUCAUGAUUGA
Messenger RNA from Caenorhabditis briggsae, 399 nucleotides. The record is from RefSeq and is a predicted model, not a curated record. The transcript is spliced from 4 exons. NCBI's taxonomy places the organism in Eukaryota, Metazoa, Nematoda, Chromadorea, Rhabditida, Rhabditidae. The coding region runs from base 1 to 399 and encodes 132 amino acids.